CAGAGGUGCUCAAUUGCGACGACAACAAUGGUUCCGUGGGUUCUACCCGUCUUUCUAUCAUUACCUGGAUCAUACUGAUCCAUGUAGCCUUUUUCCCACUUGUACCAUAUAAUCUCCCCUCACAAUGCGCUCGCACCUAACGCGCACCGUCUUCCGGCGCCUCCUCCGCAACGAAGGCUUCAACUUCCGCUGUCCCCAUCGCCCAGCCCUUCAAAGCCUACGAUGCGGCGCGGUAUCUGCCUUGCAGCCGUCCACCCGACGCUAUGCCUCUGUCUUCGGCUUCUCACCUAAGCCCGAACGUGGCAUCAAAGACCCGGAUAUGGAUCCUGGCUUCUCGACGCUACUCGACCUGGGCCUGAUGAACACGUUGCGCGCGCGCUCGCCCCCCGCCGAGGACCUCGCGAAGGCUUUCCGACAGUUUGUAGCGCACAAGGCUGGCCUAAAGGAGCCGAUCAAUACACUGCAGGCGUCGUAUGUGCUGCGAACUUUCCAGCAUCUGAGGGACACAAAUAGUGCGGAGCCGGAGUUCGGGCUGAAAACGUUUGAUCUGAAGCGCGCGAGGGAUGCGAUGAAGAUUCUGCCUGCGAAGCCGUCGAGCGAACAUGUCGAUUUUGCGAGGGAGGUGUUUGAAGAGCUGAGUCGGAGGGUGGGGCAGGAGAAUCCAGGGGCGUUGCUGGUGGAGGCCAGGGAUUUUGUGAAGGUGCUUACGGCGACGGGGAAUACACUGGAGGCGAGGGACUACCUUGUUCAAUAUCUGGCCGAAGGGAAGGAGCUGAACGACCAUGGGAGCAAGCAGAUCAAGACAAUGUGGUUAUACGUGAUGGAUGGGUUUUCUGCAGAAGGCAAAGAGGCAGAGCUGGCGGAGACUUUCAACAUGGCUUCUGCGAGCGGAUUGCAGUAUGAUGCCGCGGUGCAGGAUAUCAUGACGAGCUUUUACGCGUCCAGAAACAAUGUGACCAAGGCCAAGGAGUGGUUCACCAAGCGGAUUGCGGCAAAGGCCAAUGAGGAAAUCGCAUAUCCGAGAGCGUCGACACUGUUGUCUAUAUUACAUUUCGCUCUCCGGAACAACGAGCUGGAAUGGCUGAAUCCGAUAUUCCGUUCAAUCGUCCAGUCGAAUCCGGAUAAAGCAAACUGGGAUGUUAUUUUACUUUGGGCUGCGGAAGGGCUUGAGAAAGGUCCAGAGGAGGUAGAGCGCAUGAUGGAUGUUAUGGCAAAGCACAACGACGAGAGUUAUAAGCAGCCGGAUAUGGAUACCUUUAACAAACUAGUGGAGUCCGCCAUAUCGAGGAAGAAUCAUUACCUGGCCGAGAGAUAUGUUGCGCUCGCCGAGAGACGUGGCAUCCGGCCAAAUGCCAAAACAUAUAUUAUGCAAAUGGACUACCGGAUCGACGCUCAGGAUCUUUCCGGUGCGCAGGGCGCAUAUGAUGCACUGAGGGCGGAGGAUCUUUCCGAAAGACAAGAUAUCCCCGUUGCCAACAAAUACAUACGAGCUUUGUGCUCUACAUCAUCUCCAAACUACGACAAAAUUAUGUCGGUCGUAACGGACCUUGAGGAGCGAAAUGCGCGCCUAGAAGCCGAUACCUUAUCAUCCCUCGUCAUACUCCACCUCAAGCGCGGCGACAUGACCGAAGUAGUCAAUGCGCUCCAACGCAACGUCUUCCACCACGAUCUCGAAGACCGCGAUCGCACCCGCGAUGCCAUCUUCGACUACUGUCUCGACCGCAGCAACAGCACCGCUCAGGUCUGGGACGCCUAUACCGUUCUACGCAGUGUGUAUCCCGAGACCGGGCGUGACCUGCGCACGCGCCUCAUGACAGAGUUCUUCGAUCGCCGCCGCUCCGAUAUGGCCUGCCACGCCUUUGGACACAUGCGGCAGCACGAUCUUCCCGAGAUCCGGCCGAAUAUCGACACGUAUGUGGCUUGCUUUCUGGGAAUCGGGAAGUGCGCGGACGAUGAGAGCCUGGAUAUGGUGCACAACAUGAUGAAGAUGGACUCAACGGUGGAGCCGUCGACGAAGCUGUAUAACUCGCUGAUGGCCGCGUUCACGGCUGUGGGCGAUGCGGACCGCGCGCUGGAUUUCUGGAUCGAUGUCACGAAUAGUAGGGAGGGACCGAGCUAUGCGAGUCUGGAGAUGGUGUUCCGGGCUUGUGAGAAGAACGAUUUUGGUGAGAAACCUGCCAAGGAGAUUUGGGGCACGAUGAAGAGGAUGGAGAUUGAGAUUACUCCUGAGGUGUUUAAUGCAUACGUCGGAGCUUUGGCGGGACAGGGUCUUGUGGAGGAGGUUAAGAAGUUGAUUGAGGGGAUGGAGGAGGAUGUGGAUUUUGGACCGGAUGUUAAUACGUUGGGCAUAUUCUAUAAUGUCGUGCCAGGGCAGACUAAGAAGGACGCGGUUGAGACUUGGGCUCAAAUAACAUACCCAGAAGUCUGGGCUGAACUGGAGAAGAUUGGCAAGGUGCCAGAUGCGGACGACGAUUACGAAGUGUUCAAUAUUGUACGAGAGUUGAAAGCAUGAGAUGUAUAUAUAUAUUGCCAUGUUUAUAGAUAAUUGACUAGCACCAUCGAAUAUAUGGGAUAUUUAAAAUAGAUGCUGGUAUGAAG
Pseudogymnoascus verrucosus is the source of this 2598-nucleotide messenger RNA. RefSeq lists its product as uncharacterized. Gene Ontology annotation, molecular function: protein binding. Lineage: Eukaryota; Fungi; Ascomycota; Leotiomycetes; Thelebolales; Thelebolaceae. The transcript has 2 exons. The coding region runs from base 125 to 2512 and encodes 795 amino acids. The record is from RefSeq and is a predicted model, not a curated record.